CGAUUGGUGGAGCGGCCCGGCUUCCCUAAACGAGCCGCUGUUGUUGUAUUGAUAGCUGAGGAUAACUGUAAUCGUGUCUGAACCGGCGUGACUUCUCUUUAGGAUUUAGAUAUACAGCGUGUAGGGGGCAGGUCCGCUCGUUUUUAUUUUGAGAGAGGCGGGUAGUUACCAUUACUGCUUGUUAUCUGAAGGCCUUAUUGAGAGGCGCAGUUUCCCCUACUGUGCCAGUGGUUCGCUUGUAGGACGUUCGUGCAAACCAGGGCCUUGGUAUCUGGGCAGUUAUAAUUAUCCAUAGGAACUUGGAAUAAAAUCGAUUUUAAUUCUGGAAUGGCUACAUAUAAGCUAAUCCUUCUGAGGCAUGGCGAAGGGGCAUGGAACAAAGAAAACCGGUUCUGCAGUUGGGUAGAUCAAAGACUAAGUAGCAAUGGGGUUAUCGAAGCACAGAAUUGUGGCAAGCUACUGAAGCAGCUGGGUUAUGAGUUUGAUGUUGUAUUCACCUCUUUGCUUACUCGCUCUAUUGAGACAGCAUGGCUAGUUUUGCAUGAAAUGGGUCAAGAAUGGCUUCCUAUUUGCAGCACCUGGAGACUUAAUGAGAGGCACUAUGGUGCUCUGAUAGGCCUUAACCGAGCAGAAAUGGCAUUAAAUCAUGGAGAAGAGCAGGUAAAACUGUGGAGAAGAAGUUAUGAUGUGACACCUCCUCCAAUAUCUGAAGCACAUCCAUAUUACCAUGAAAUAUACACUGAUCGCAGGUAUAAUACCUGUGACAUCCCAAAGGAUAAGCUACCAAAAACAGAAAGCUUGAAAGAUGUAGUUGACAGAUUACUUCCCUACUGGAACAGUAUGAUUGUACCAGAGCUUAGAAGGGGUAAAAGGGUCUUGAUAUCUGCGCAUGGAAACAGCACUAGAGCACUGCUUAAGCAUCUAGAAGGCAUCUCCAAUGAAGAGGUCCUCAAACUUACUGUGCCCACUGGUGUACCAGUUCUCCUUGAACUAGAUGAAAACAUGCAUCCAGUAAAACCACAUGAAUUUUUAGGAGAAGCAGAUGCUAUCCAAGCAGCUAUUAAGAAAGUUGAAGAGCAAGGCAAAGCUACUGUUAAGAUUCCUGUGAAGUAAACUAUUGCAAGAGACUCUUAUUAGCUGUGUUUGGAGUGGUUUGGCUAUGGUUUGGCAUUUGUUACUUAUUUGACUACUUUAUCAACUCCACUGCCACUGAGUGUCAUCAGGGGCAGCUGCUUUGUCAUAGUGUCACAUCACUUGUUCCACCAUUGUGUAGGCCUGAGGUUAGCACUUGAUUUGAAUGAAUGUAGGUUUUCCUUUGGCACUGUAGUUACCUGAAUGAAAAAUAAAAUAAGUUGGGCAGUCUCUGUUGUCAUUUCACUGAAAGAGUAGGCUGUGGGUGUACUCCGUAAACUGCUUGUUUGAAAGUGUUUUAUAUUCUGCAUUUAAGAUAUGUAAAAACUGUUACAAAAUCUGGGCUCCAUUUUUUGAAAUGCAGCUUAUUUCUACUCCUUUUAACUGCAGAAUACAUCUUGCUUGUCAUCCAUUUCCAGUCUAUAUUUUGUAGACUAUUAACCAUUGUAUGUUUUGACUGGUAUAACCACUUGCUUCCAAGUUAGCGUGCUUAUCCCACUGUACCUUUUUUAUCCUAAUGAGCUAGGAUUUUGUUGGUUGUGCAGUUUUGUUUUUCUUUUAGCAUACUUUAGCACACUUCAUUGCUUUUCACAGCUGUCUCCCCCUCUCUCUCUUUUUGGCUAAGUACUGUUGUGUGGCUUGUCUGAUUUAUACAGGAAUGCCAUGGGAUAGUAAAGAAAGCUGUUUGAGCCAGUCUUUCUCAUCUGCCUUGAAAAGGUUCCUUUUUUCAGAACUGUAGGAUGGCAGAGAAUCUGCUACAUUUUUUAAUGAUUCCUUCGAACAUCUAUGCUGUGUGAUAGUGGGGUGGUGGUACUGUUCUGAUUUCCUCCUUUAGUUUAAGAUACCACUCUCGAAGCAAUCUGCCCUGGCAGAGUUAGUGACCAGUCCUGAAGACUCUGCAUUUUUGGAUUUGCAUGAUAUUUUGAAGAUUUGACCAAAUCCAGACCUGACCACAUGGAAUGCAUGACUAUUAUCACUCUGCAUAGCAUGCGCAUAGAGAUGCCCUUCCUCUGGGCCUGUACUCCUCAGUGUUGUACAGGUCAUAAACUGCAGUACUGUGAUGUACUGCUGUUGCUCUGUGGUUCUAGGCUGAAGGCCUACACUGAUUAAAGCACAAGUAUAUGAGAGAAAUGUGCCGUUUCUGCAAAAUGGUUGGAUACCUAAGGAAGGUGAAAUAGAGCGAUAUAAUGGACCUUUCUCCGUAGUAAAAUGCUACUGUACUCUACUCGAUGUAGCCUUAGUAUUAACUUAAACAUCAGGUCCAAAGGGACAAAACUCAAUUGGUCAUUGCAAUUCUUUUUACUCUUAGAACAGUACUGUAUGACAGGAUAAUGGUCUGAGGUGCCAGAAUGCUUAGUGUUAUCUUAAAACUAAGCUUUAAAAAACACUUUUCUGCAGUACUUUUCAUUUAUUUUCUACGUGGGACAUCAAUUGGUAACAUUUUGCCACCAAUUCUGAGUGUACGGUAGAAGGUGGUUGCCACCUGUUGCUUCCCCCAGAGAGUAUUGGAGAAAUAAUUUGAAAUCUUAUUUUAAAUACAGUUACUUAAAAUCAUUAAUUAGGGUUGCCACCUUUUGUUGUGGCUAAACCCUGACCAAGGCCACACCACUGUUACCUCCCAUACCCUGCCCAUCUCCUCCCCUCUCCCCACCUAUUUUGACAUUGUUGCAUCACAUGAGGAGGAAUGCCCUUUUUUUUUAACAAACUGCGGUAGUCUGUUUUUUGAAGCAAAAUACCAGUUUGUCUGGUAGUCUGAAAAAUAAUGUAAAUCAGUUUAAUUUUCGGAUAGUCCAGAACAAAUCAGAUAUUUGAGAAUGCUAGUAUGUUGUUCCUGAGGAGAUAUGGAGACAUUUCCUUCUGUCAACUAUGUUGUGCAUUUAUAAGCUUUAGAUUGUAGAAGAGCACUUUAUUUUCAACCUCCUUUGUGAAUCCAGCAGUCUUUUUUUGAAAAUGCAUCCUGAGCAGUGAACACUGCAUCAAACCAGCAGUCACCAAGAUCUUUAAGAUAUGCAACUUAACCUAAAUUCUUUUUCUGUAUUUGGUAUCUCCUACUACUAAUUUACCUCAUGGCAAGCCAUCUUCAGUUUUCUACACAAAGUAUAUAUAAUAAUCAAAAUGCAGCACAUGAUGACGCUAAUUUCAGAAGCGGGAAACUAUCAAAUGCUUCAUGUCGGGGCAUGCAACCACAGUUUAAAACUUGGUGAUGGGGCAAUGCUCGAAAGUGUGUAAAAGAAAACUGGUUUAGAAGGAUAUCUUGCCCUGCAACAAGAAACAAAGUAACGUGACUUUCUGCACUUUCUUUUAAUUUGUUUAGUAGUAAUGCAAAAGUGGCAACUUAUUUGCCGUUUUUCUUUUUCUAUCCCAGUUUCCUGAGGCUUUCUUUUCUACUUUUUUAAUCCAUUAAAUUGUAAUUACUCCCUUGGCUUUUUAUUGUACUUUACAAGACUACAUGAUUCUAAGUUAUUUUUCAUUCUUCCAGAAAACUAGCCAGUUAAGUGCAUUUAUAACUUGUCAGAGCAUGUGUACUGAUGUUGUCCGGUUCCAUAAUAUUGACUUUGGACAGUGUUAUCUUUUCUUUUGAAAACACGUAUGCAUUAAAACUGCUACAUUUGGAAGAAGUCACAUUUAUAUAAUUGGAGGAGGGCAACAACAGUGAUUUGUAUAUUCGUCUUUUUCUCCACAAAUAGAAAGUUUGCACGUUCUUAGUCUUACUUAGAAAUUUUGCACUGCUUUAUUUCUUGCAUGCAGAUUACCAGUGCUGUUAUUUUUAUUUUAUUUUUUUUUACAUGCUUUCUUGGAUUUGUGUGCUUAACUUUUUUGGAUUGUUGAGAUCAGUGUGUUAUUCACUUACCAAAUAAAAAGUAUACAUCUGUGUUUAACUUUGGAUGUUUUCUGUUGACAUAUGCGACAUCGAAUCACAUUUAUAAUUUAAAAAUUUGACAGUUCUGUGCGUAAAUGAUAUAUGAAAAAAUGUCAUAUUUUUUGCAGGAAAGAAGUAUUUAAAAGUAUUGCCCCUUGAAAUAUUGGGUUAUUUAUGUAUUUAUUUUUAAAAAAAUAUGCAGGUAAUAUAUACCCAGUUCUGCUUUCACUUGACUUGCUCCUGUAAUUUGUCUGUGCAUUUUAUUAGUUUGUAUGUAUCAAAGUUCUAAAUAAAUUGCUCUAAAAGUA
Messenger RNA from Protopterus annectens (West African lungfish), 4299 nucleotides. RefSeq names its product bisphosphoglycerate mutase (gene BPGM). NCBI's taxonomy places the organism in Eukaryota, Metazoa, Chordata, Ceratodontiformes, Protopteridae. The record is from RefSeq and is a predicted model, not a curated record. Gene Ontology annotation, biological process: glycolytic process. The coding region runs from base 328 to 1113 and encodes 261 amino acids. Gene Ontology annotation, molecular function: intramolecular phosphotransferase activity. The transcript is spliced from 3 exons.